Messenger RNA from Castor canadensis (American beaver), 273 nucleotides. Lineage: Eukaryota; Metazoa; Chordata; Mammalia; Rodentia; Castoridae. The record is from RefSeq and is a predicted model, not a curated record.
AUGGUUGCAAAGCUGCUCCAUUCCCAACUUUGCCUCCUGCUGCUGCUGGGGCUCCUGGGAAUAGUGCCCUUGUUGCAGGCCGGACCACAUGGUUUACCUGAUUAUGAGUGGUUUAGAAUCCAGCACAUAAAAAAUGGGAGCAUCCAAUAUAAUAUUACACAAUGCAAAUAUUCUCGAAACCGGAGCAUAAGUUUCUACAGAAUUGCUUGUGAUCCAAUAACUCCACAGGUUAAUGAUACCUUGGUUCCAGUUCACUUGGAUGGGACAUUCUAG